Molecule: messenger RNA, 2241 nt
Organism: Penicillium egyptiacum
Lineage: Eukaryota; Fungi; Ascomycota; Eurotiomycetes; Eurotiales; Aspergillaceae
Source: the annotation of a GenBank genome assembly
AUGCUGUCUCUGUGGGCCGGGGCCAUCUUCCUUUGCGGAUAUAUUGUCAUCCGCGGAUUCUUCUCGCCCCUGUCUACGAUUCCGGGCCCUUGGUAUACUCGAUUUACAAGUUGGUGGCUUAAGUAUCAGGAGUUCACUGCAAACCGACGAGAAUCAAUCCACCGCUUGCACAAGGUCUAUGGCCCUGUCGUUCGUCUGGGUCCCAACGAAGUAUCGUUUACCAGCCUGGAUGCGAUCAAAGAGAUCUAUGCUUCCGGGGGUAGCGGGUAUGACAAGACUGAGUACUAUGAUCUUUUCAGGCAGUUCAAGAUCAAGACAAUGUUUUCUACUUUAUUGAAAGACGAGCAUAGCAAAAGAAAACGCAUCUUUGCCGACAGGUAUGCCAUGACGAAUAUCAUGAAAGAAAAGCCCAUGGCUGCUAUCCACGAACGGGCCAUGACAUUUGUUUCUAAAUGUGUCGAGGCUGGCCAAAAGAGUGUGGACGUUUACUCCUUGCUUCACUGUUAUGCCCUGGACUGUGUCACUCACUUUAUGUUCAGCCCCGGCGGCCUCAGAUCUCUCAGCAUAGCCGAAGACUACGAAAUCAUGCACGAACUGACCUAUCACCAAAGUCUCCAAAAAAAUCUCCUGGAGUACUACCUCCCUUCAUUAGCACCCUAUUUCCCAAAAUUCCUCCACGCCCGCAGCGCCCCAAAAGCAAACCAAUACGUGAUAGACAUGGCCGCCCAAAUCAAGCUCGACGGCCACUCCCUAAUGGAAAAGCUCAAACGCAAAGAAUCAAACCUGGAACUAAUGCAAGCUGCCGCAGAAUGCAAAGACCACAUGGCAGCCGGCAUCGACACAACGGGCGAUGGUCUGUGUUUCUUAAUGUGGGAGCUCUCACAGCCUCAGAACCGCUGCUUCCAGCACCGACUUUACAGAGAGCUUACCGCUGCGCCUGCCAACACACCCUUGGAUAGCUAUAUGUAUCUCGACGCUGUCAUUAAAGAGGCGCUGCGGUGUGCGCCGCCUAUUCCGAUGUCGCUGCCUCGCUAUGUACCUGCUGGUGGAAGGGAGAUCGAUGGGUUCUUCGUUCCGGAAUAUACUAUCGUUAGCUGUCAGCCCUAUUCGGUGCAUCGGAUGGAUGAUAGUGUCUUCCCUGAGCCUGAUCGUUUCAAUCCUGAUCGGUGGCUUGUUGAGGAGGGUGCUGCUGAGCGGAAUAGGCUUUUCUUUUCAUUUGCUACGGGUGGAAGGGGGUGUACAGGGAAAAAUCUUGCACUUGUUGAGAUGAAGAUGCUGCUUCGGGAAGUGUAUUCUCGUUAUCAGACGACGGUGGCUUCGGAUAUGACCGCUUCGAUGAAGCUGGAUGAUCAGAUUAUCUCUUCGAGGCCCAAGGGGCAGAGCUGCAAGCUGGCCUUUACAGCUAUAGAGAAUCCAAACACCUCCACCCACCGAAAUCCCACUCCACCACAAUCCAGCAAUAUGGCGAUCAAACCCGACCAAUCCACCUGUCGCUUCUCCAAGCGAAUCUCUUUCCGAUGGCUGACAACGCCCGCCGAGGAAACGACUGAUACAAUCGUGAUGUCCGUGAAGGACUGGUACGUUGAUCUGCGGAUCGAAACGGUAACAGGCAAAAUAGACUGGGCGAUUGCCGGGCAGAGGAUUGUGGAGAGUCAGGAGCCCUUGCGGGUGACCUUCUCCCAUGAGCUUGACUCUCACAAUGCGUUUGAGACCAUUGAUUGUGGGACCUUUGUCCCGCUGCCAAACGGGGAUGCUCUCGAGAUGGGGUCGAUGCCUCGUCAUGAUCUCCCCGGUGCACCUGACAAAGAGUAUGAGGAGGUAUGGCGGGAAUUGCCAUUCAGAGAGGGGCCCGAGGGGCCUAAGAAAGGUCUUUCGUGGGUGCUGGAGUCGGAUGAUGGAGAUCUCGGCAGUGAGGAAGGCGAAGUGACGGUUACGAAGACUUUUAUCGGUCGCAUCUGGGGAACGUAUUUGGCACUGCGCCAGAUGCAGACUCAUACGCGACAGAAGACUCCUUCUGGUGAUCUGGUUGUUAAAAAGUCCGGUGCUGAUGUUAGUGCUAGAAGAGAAGAAUGGGAAUCAGGGUGGAAGGAGAGGUAUCUGGUUGGCGAAGCUGCAGGGGUUUUGCCUUCGAUGGUGGUCGGGUUUGAUGGAGAGGGAGUGGGAUCUUGGAAAGUACCGGGGGAGAAGGUACAAGUUCAAGGAAAGACGUACAUCGUUCGAGCUUUCGAGCAAAUUGAGUAG